This is a messenger RNA of Coturnix japonica (Japanese quail), 4207 nucleotides long. It is a transcript of the gene RFX3, whose product is annotated as regulatory factor X3. Gene Ontology annotation, molecular function: RNA polymerase II cis-regulatory region sequence-specific DNA binding; DNA-binding transcription factor activity, RNA polymerase II-specific. The record is from RefSeq and is a predicted model, not a curated record. Gene Ontology annotation, biological process: regulation of transcription by RNA polymerase II. Gene Ontology annotation, cellular component: nucleus. Lineage: Eukaryota; Metazoa; Chordata; Aves; Galliformes; Phasianidae.
CUCACCCCCUUCCUCAUCGUCACCCACAACAACAACAACAACAACAACAGCCGCCUCCAGCAGCAACGACAGCCGGAGCAGCACCGCAGCCCGCCUCAGCCCAGAGACCACAAUGCAGACAUCAGAAGCUGGGUCGGAUACAGGUUCAACUGUGACUUUACAGACAUCUGUGGCUGGCCAGGCAGCAGUGCCCACACAGGUAGUACAGCAAGUUCCAGUUCAGCAACAGGUGCAGCAGGUGCAAACUGUACAACAAGUACAGCAUGUCUACCCAACCCAGGUUCAGUACGUGGAAGGAAGCGACACAGUCUACACUAAUGGAGCUAUCCGAUCAACAACUUACCCUUACACAGAAACCCAGAUGUACAGCCAAAACACUGGGGGAAAUUAUUUUGAUACUCAAGGAAGUUCUGCGCAGGUGACAACAGUGGUCUCCUCUCAUAGCAUGGUGGGCACUGGAGGGAUUCAGAUGGGUGUCACAGGAGGACAACUCAUUAGCAGCUCAGGAGGGACCUAUUUGAUUGGCAAUUCAAUGGAAAAUUCUGGUCAUUCAGUGACUCAUACAACACGGACUUCCCCAGCUACAAUUGAAAUGGCGAUUGAGACACUGCAAAAGUCUGAUGGUCUGUCCACUCACAGAAGCUCUCUUCUCAACAGCCAUCUUCAGUGGCUUUUGGACAAUUAUGAAACUGCAGAAGGAGUAAGCCUCCCUAGAAGUACCCUUUACAACCAUUACUUACGACACUGUCAGGAGCACAAGUUGGAUCCAGUCAAUGCUGCAUCCUUUGGAAAACUCAUACGGUCAAUCUUCAUGGGGUUACGGACAAGAAGACUUGGAACUAGGGGGAACUCCAAAUAUCAUUACUAUGGGAUUCGUGUCAAGCCAGAUUCUCCUCUUAAUCGACUACAAGAGGACAUGCAAUAUAUGGCUAUGAGACAGCAGCCCAUGCAGCAGAAACAGAGGUAUAAGCCUAUGCAGAAAGUGGAUGGAGUUGCAGAUGGCUUCACAGGAAGUGGUCAACAGACAGGCACAUCUGUUGAACAAACUGUAAUUGCCCAAAGUCAACAUCAUCAGCAGUUUUUAGAUGCAUCUCGAGUACUUCCAGAGUUUGGUGAAGUUGAAAUAUCUUCUCUACCAGAUGGUACUACCUUUGAGGACAUCAAAUCACUGCAGAGUCUUUAUCGAGAGCACUGUGAGGCAAUUCUGGAUGUGGUAGUGAAUCUUCAAUUCAGCCUGAUAGAAAAGUUGUGGCAAACUUUCUGGCGCUAUUCUCCCUCUACUCCACCUGAUGGUACUACUGUUAAUGAACCAAGCAAUCUGAGUGAAAUAGAAAGUCGACUUCCAAAAGCAAAACUGAUUACUCUGUGCAAAAAUGAGUCUAUUCUGAAAUGGAUGUGUAACUGUGAUCAUGUGAUGUACCAGGCUUUGGUGGAGAUUCUCAUUCCUGACGUCCUUAGACCUAUUCCUAGUGCCUUGACCCAAGCCAUUCGCAAUUUUGCAAAAAGCCUUGAAGGUUGGCUUUCAAAUGCCAUGAACAAUAUUCCACAGAGGAUGAUACAAACCAAGGUUGCCGCUGUAAGUGCCUUUGCCCAGACUCUGCGAAGAUACACAUCUCUAAACCACCUGGCUCAAGCAGCUCGUGCUGUUCUUCAAAACACUUCUCAAAUCAACCAGAUGCUCAAUGAUCUUAACCGUGUUGAUUUUGCCAAUGUUCAGGAGCAGGCUUCCUGGGUGUGCCAGUGUGAUGACAACAUGGUUCAGAGGCUAGAAACAGAUUUCAAAAUGACUCUUCAACAGCAAAGCACUCUGGAGCAGUGGGCUGCCUGGCUUGAUAAUGUAAUGAUGCAAGCAUUGAAACCAUAUGAAGGAAGACCCAGCUUUCCUAAAGCAGCACGGCAAUUUCUGUUAAAAUGGUCUUUCUACAGCUCAAUGGUGAUUCGAGAUCUAACCUUGCGCAGUGCUGCUAGCUUUGGCUCUUUUCAUCUGAUCCGCUUGCUUUAUGAUGAAUACAUGUUUUACUUAGUAGAACAUCGUGUUGCUCAGGCCACAGGAGAGACACCUAUUGCAGUUAUGGGAGAGUUUGGUGAUUUAAAUGCUGUGUCCCCUGGAAAUAUGGAUAAAGAUGAAGGCAGCGAAGUUGAAAGUGAAAUAGAUGAAGAAAUGGAUGAAAAUGGAGAGCCGCAAGCAAAGAGAGAGAAAACAGAGCUAAACCAAGCAUUUCAGGUGGGCUGCAUGCAGCCAGUGCUUGAGAGUGGAGUACAGCAGAACCUCCUAAACCCAAUUCAUAAUGAGCACAUCGUUGCAACUACUCAGACUAUCAGACAGUGCAGUGCUACUGGAAAUACAUAUACUGCAGUCUAAUGUGAAACUUCCCCUCUCCCCCCAUCAUUACAUUAGCCCUUUGGGUUUAUUAGGAAAAAAGAAAUAAAAGAGAAAAAAGGUCUGAAAAUCGACUGUUGUCAAAUUUCAGCUGUACUGAACAUUAUUUUAUUGGAGUCAUGAAAUGGUAUGAGUGUAAGCAUUUUGCCAGGCCUGUUCAAGAAAAGAUUUUUUUUUUUGUAAACAGGAUCAUUUUACCUUGGCCACUCAAUGUGAAGAGUUUUCUUAUAAUCAAAUGCAAGAAAGAUUUUUGCAAAGCUUGAUGUUAAUGUUUUUGUCCUCUUAAUAAUAAUUUAAUUUUUUUCAUAGUUUUUUAAAAAUAUUUUAAUGUUCAUUAUUGGUUAUAGUGAUGAUUUCAUAUACGUAGGUUUUUAAAUAGAUGCACUUCUGUGAAAUAUCAAAAGAACUAUUUUCUUUGAUUUACACUGGAGGCAUACUUAUUUGACAACAGAUGUAUCAAGUUUGUUAUAAAAGGUGCUUUUCCGUGGACAACUAAAAGACACUAUUUUGAUAAAAUUGUGAGUAUUCAGGGGGAUUUUUUGUAAUAUUGUUGAAGAGUUGAGAAGAUAUACCAGUUUCUUUCUGUGAGAAAGAAGCAAGUUUAAAUGGCGGAAUUGUAACAAUGUGAUAAUGUGUACGUAACAAACGUACCUAAUCUUGUGUACGUAACAAACGUACCUAAUCUGACCAUCAUAUUAAGAAUGCAAGGUUCAUUAAAAAUCAACAGUUCCAGAUAUUAUUUGCAUACCAGUUCCUCUGUUUUGAAGACUACUGAUACUAAACGUGGUGCCGCUGAACAGGUGCUUUUGGCUGUUGAGUGGUACUAUAGUUGUUAGAAGCUGAAGCUGAAAAAGAAGUGACUUAAUUAUUACUGUUAAUUUUUAAGUGUACGUGCUACUUAAGCUGGACUGGACAUACAGGAAAAUAUUCCAUUUGGAUGACUUUCUUCUAUUCCAGGUCUUUUCAUAUUAGUGGUUCAAUCUGCUGCUCUUAGAAAAGAUAAUUUAUAGAAUGCAAGGAAUGUAGCAACCUGCAUCAUUUUCCUUUCAAAAAUAUUUCUUUGUUGUUACAGUGGAUUUAAAUUUUUACAAAAAAUUAGGUAAGGCAGUGUAACUGGCACACCUCACUUUUACUUAUUCCCAGUUGUGUAGAAUUUGAAUAGGUGGCUAGAUGGACCAUUGCCAUUUAAGAAUGUACAUCAGGGAUCAUUGUACCUCGGCUAUUACAUGGUGCCUUAAACAGAACUGAAGCUAAGACUUAGUACUUUUUGUUAUUCUUAACUCUUAAAUUAAUUCAACAAGGUGUGCCUGUCAUUUUCAAAUUCCCUAAGUAAGGACAGGUUACAUAGCCUUCAAAAUAAUGAAAUGAUUUUUUAUUAUUAAAUGAUUUUAAUAUCCCUCUUAGAAUGACAAUAAACCUAUUUUUUCUCGUUUCUAGCUGGAUUUCACUUUAUUACAAAUAAAAGUUGCUUGGGAAUCUGGAAGGCAAAACUAGCUUUAAUACCACAUUCAGAUGUCAAGAUAGAUUGACCAUAGUCCCAAGCAUGAUUAUAUAUAUUUUUAGACCCAUGUCUACUUCUAAUUUUGAAAAGUAAAAAUGAAUAAAUGAGCAGGUACAUAAUGCAGUGCAUGUUUUCAAUUUGUAUGUUUUGUGGGGUAUCAGCCUGAUUUUACAUUUUAACAGCUCGAUCUCAUAUUGACAGUUUAUAUAGCAUACAUUAAUUGCAAUUUUUAUUCCUAAACAUUUCAUUAUGCAGACACAUGAAUUUGUUACAUUAAGUAGGGAAUCGAAUAAUCAAAAAAAAAAAAAAAGUCAAGAAGUGAAAGA